AUCACAGUCGCUCAUCUCUCCUCCAUUACUCGGUCCUCUUAGUUUCCACUUCUUCUGAGUCUUCUCUCUCAUUCCCCUGCAACUAUAAAGCGUCCUAUUCCAAGAACGACAUCGCAUCGGGAGCCAUGAACGGAAUUGAGCUCGUGGCGAGCUGGUUUACGCCUACUGUUCUUUUCUGCGUUCUGAAUCUAAUGAUCGGCACCAUAUUCAUUACGUCCAGCCUCAAGCCUCCCAAGCAGCAAGAAAAGCUCGCCGGCCACGACGCCGAGCAGUGCGACCCCGUCCACUACGCCGUCGAGGGUCAUCAACAGCACAAGCAACAAGAAAAGAUCGGAGGCCACGACGACGACGAACAGCCGCCGCAGCUCGUCCGGGUUCCGUCCUUCUUCGAACGGGUCAAGUCCAUUAACCUCUCCAGGUACAGGGCCGAGCAGUCCGACCCGGUCCACCACGCCGUCCCAGCUCAAGAACAAGAGGCUCAUCAGCAGGACCCUGAGUACGAAACUGAAGAGCCCCAUCAUGUGACGAGGAGCAAGUCUGAUACGGCGACACAGGCAUCGGCGACGGCGGCAUUGAGGGUGUUGAAGAAGUGCGCGAGUGAGAAGGUGGGCAAGGGAGAGGAGGAGGUGGAGGAGGAUCCACGGAGGCCGGCGACUACGAGGGAGAGGACGGCGGCGUCGGGCGGGGAAGAUGAGGCGGUGGACGCGAAGGCGGAUGAUUUUAUCAACAGGUUUAGGCAGCAGUUGAAGCUGCAGAGGCUGGACUCCAUUUUGAGGUAUAGGGAAAUGCUGAACAGAGGGACGGGGAGGUGAAGAGGAGCAGGAUGCAGGAACAGGGAGGGGAAACCCCCCUCGUUUGUAGUUGACGAAAAUGCCCUCCGGGGUGUAUUGGUCCUUUCACCUUCAGGGUACAGUACAACAUUGCAUAAAAUAAGAUGUCAUGCAUUUCUUUCACAAACAUUUUUAUUUGUAGCAAGUUCGUUAUUGCU
Sesamum indicum (sesame) is the source of this 988-nucleotide messenger RNA. Its product is annotated as pathogen-associated molecular patterns-induced protein A70. The record is from RefSeq and is a predicted model, not a curated record. Lineage: Eukaryota; Viridiplantae; Streptophyta; Magnoliopsida; Lamiales; Pedaliaceae.